GAUUUCCGCCCUUUCUUCAAACCUGGUCUCAGAGCCAGGAGGACCUGCGCCUGCGCCUGUUGGUGUGCCCCGGAAGCAGUUUUUUGGCCCUUUGACACGUAGCAACAAUACCGCUUUGGGGAAAUCUGCUGCAGACCCUGGGGGGAUUUUAAGGCCGCUGGAGCUGUUCCGGUUCUGGAUUAUCCGCAAUGUCAGGGUUCGACAGCUUUAAUACGGAUUUCUACCAGACCAGUUACAGCAUCGAUGACCAAACACAGCAGUCUUAUGAUUAUGCUGGAGGGGGACCAUAUAGCAAACAGUAUGGUGGCUAUGACUAUUCUCAACAAGGCAGAUAUGUCCCUCCAGACAUGAUGCAAUCACAGCAGCCUUAUACUGGACAAAUUUUCCAGCCAACACAGGCAUACACUCCAUCUACACCACAAUCAAUCUAUGGAAACAAUUUUGAGGACGAGCCACCUUUAUUAGAAGAAUUAGGAAUCAAUUUUGAUCACAUCUGGCAAAAAACACUAACAGUGUUGCACCCAUUAAAAGUAGCAGAUGGAAGCAUCAUGAAUGAAACCGAUUUGGCAGGACCAAUGGUUUUCUGUCUGGCCUUUGGAGCCACAUUGUUACUGGCUGGUAAAAUUCAGUUUGGAUAUGUAUAUGGGAUCAGUGCAAUCGGAUGUCUAGGAAUGUUUUGUCUAUUAAACUUAAUGAGUAUGACAGGUGUCUCAUUUGGUUGUGUCGCUAGUGUACUUGGAUAUUGUCUUCUUCCUAUGAUCCUACUUUCCAGCUUUGCAGUUAUAUUUUCUUUGCAGGGAAUGGUAGGAGUUAUUCUCACUGCUGGGAUUAUUGGAUGGUGCAGUUUCUCUGCUUCAAAAAUUUUCAUCUCUGCCUUAGCUAUGGAAGGACAGCAACUUCUAGUAGCAUAUCCUUGUGCUUUAUUAUAUGGAGUCUUUGCCCUGAUUUCCAUUUUUUGAACUGUAUAUCUUGGAUAUUGGACAUCAGUGGGCCAAAUACUAAAAAUGUAAAACGUCGAACUUUUAAAUUGGACCAGCAGACCACACUACACCAUCACUAUCAUGCAGAUUUAACUCUUGACCUUUGGAACAAUGGGAAUAAACAUGUAUCUCUUGUUCAUUUUUAUAGAACUUUUGAAUACUUGGGUUUCCCGCAAUGUGUCUAGCUUUAAGUUUAAGUGUUUGUGCUUAUAAGAAUAAGAUGUAAUGUUUCUUUCCUGUUCCUACAGCUUUUAGAAAAACAACUUUGUUUCUUGCAAAUUAUUAUGAUGUUUUUGAUAGAUUUUUAUCAAGCAAGGGUGAAAGAAACCACAGUUAAAGGUCUUUCUAGACAUCAUUCCAUGUAACACAUUAGCAGAUAUUCCAAUGCUAGAUCUAUUGCAAAACUUGUUUCCCAAGAUAGAGAAGAAAAUUUUUAGUACGCUUGAACCAAAUGCACUUGAAGCAAACGUGAUUCCUGAUGUAAUAUGUUGUGAGUUUGCAUUUCAAAGGUUAUUCCUUUAAAUUAUCUUAUGUAAAAGAACUUGCUAAAAUGCAAAGGAGUACAAAUGACUCAGUCUACUUCUGAUAGACUCAAAAUGUGAAUAAAUGUGUAGAUAUUAGCAUUAGCAGAAAUAAAGUGACUAGGACUGGCUAGUCAAAACUAAUGCUUGUAUUAACAAUUGAUAUGAAGUUCACAGUACUUCCCAGAAAAAAAAAUCACUAGCCUUUUUGAGAAGGAUACUUAAAAUAUAGCAGUUGUCAUAAUGCAGUUAUCAAUGUAAAGUACAUUUGAUGCUUAUUGAUUAAAUUUUCCUGAAGUAAUUUUACCUGUUGUUGAGUUGGCUUUUUCUAAAUCAUUUUCUCUGUCUCACUUUCUGUGUCAGUGAUGAUUUUGAAGUCCCUUUUCUGGUCUUACCAAGCUAUAAGGAUAGGUUUAACUGAUAACAAACUUAAAAAGAAAAGAUUAAAUAUAAAGUAAUUUACUAUAGCUUUUAUAAUAUUACUUUCUUUUGCUCUCAUCAAAACUACAUUUUGUCUUAUUCUGAGUGGUGUUUUAUUUGAAUUUCACACAGAAAUAUUACAUUCUUAUAUUGAGUAUUAACUAUCCAUGGUGAAAGUCACUGAUUCCAGAUAAAAUAUAAUCAUUGAGAAAAUGGCGAAUCUCAAUAGGAAGAGAACUUUUUAAGCACGUUUAUUGAAAACACUAUAUUGUAUCAGUUCUUUAAAAAUGUUUAAUUUGUUUAUGUGAUACUACUUUUUAGAUCAUAUUUUCAAGUCUAAAAGGUGACAGAUUCAACAUGUAUUUUAAGAAGUGUUUUUUGUUUACUUUUUAUUCAUAAAAUUGAUACUUUUUUUGGGGGGGGAAAUGACAGUAUUUGGAGAGUUUUUAAAAUAGUUGAUCAACUUUUGUUAUAUUAUUGCAUGCUGGGCCAAUAUAAUUUUUAUUACUUUUUCAUAAUAAAAUAUCUUUGCAUUUU
Molecule: messenger RNA, 2458 nt
Organism: Sarcophilus harrisii (Tasmanian devil)
Lineage: Eukaryota; Metazoa; Chordata; Mammalia; Dasyuromorphia; Dasyuridae
Gene: YIPF5
Product: Yip1 domain family member 5
Exons: 6
Coding region: 189-959 (256 amino acids)
Biological process (GO): vesicle fusion with Golgi apparatus; endoplasmic reticulum to Golgi vesicle-mediated transport; regulation of ER to Golgi vesicle-mediated transport
Cellular component (GO): trans-Golgi network; membrane
Source: RefSeq, a predicted model, not a curated record